Gadus macrocephalus (Pacific cod) is the source of this 1295-nucleotide messenger RNA. RefSeq names its product small nuclear ribonucleoprotein 40 (U5) (gene snrnp40). Gene Ontology annotation, cellular component: catalytic step 2 spliceosome. The transcript is spliced from 10 exons. NCBI's taxonomy places the organism in Eukaryota, Metazoa, Chordata, Actinopteri, Gadiformes, Gadidae. The record is from RefSeq and is a predicted model, not a curated record. The coding region runs from base 50 to 1093 and encodes 347 amino acids. Gene Ontology annotation, molecular function: protein binding; RNA binding.
UUUGCGGAAUUUAUACAAGUUUAAAUCAACGUUUCAUAAAGUAGCGAGGAUGAUCGAGCAGAAAAAGAGAGCGGCCGACAUGGCUGUGGUCGCCACCGGUGUGAAGCGGCCCCGCACGGAGCUGAUCGCUGCGGCUCAGUCGCAACAACUCGUGGCCAUGGGUCCACCGCGGAGUUCCAGCCUCCAGGCUCCCAUCAUGUUGAUGUCUGGUCAUGAAGGAGAGGUCUACUGUUGCAAGUUUCACCCCAACGGAGCCACACUGGCCUCCUCGGGAUUUGACAGACUCAUAUUGAUGUGGAACGUGUAUGGAGACUGCGAUAACUUUGCUACUCUUAAGGGGCACAGUGGUGCAGUGAUGGAGCUGCAUUACAACACAGAUGGCAGCACGCUGUUCUCAGCCAGCACGGACAAGACGGUGGGCGUGUGGGACAGUGAGACAGGGGAGAGGCUGAAACGCCUGAAGGGCCACAGCUCCUUCGUCAACUCCUGCUACCCAGCCCGCCGCGGCCCCCAGCUGGUCUGCACCGGCAGUGACGACGGCACCGUCAAGUUAUGGGACAUACGUAAAAAGGGGGCGGUCCACACCUUCCAGAACACCUACCAGGUGCUGGCGGUCACCUUCAACGACACCAGUGAUCAGAUCCUGUCUGGAGGCAUCGACAACGACAUCAAGGUGUGGGACCUCAGGCAGAACAAGCUCAUCUACAGCAUGCACGGUCACAGUGACUCCAUCACGGGCCUCAGCCUCAGUUCAGAGGGCUCGUACCUGCUCUCCAACUCCAUGGAUAACACAGUGCGCAUCUGGGAUGUCAGGCCCUUCGCUCCCAAGGAGAGGUGUGUGAAGAUCUUCCAGGGGAAUGUCCACAACUUUGAGAAGAACCUGCUGAGGUGCGCCUGGUCUACAGACGGCAGCAAGAUAGCAGCUGGCUCGGCCGACAGGUUUGUGUACGUCUGGGACACCACCUCCCGCAGGAUCCUGUACAAGCUGCCCGGACACGCUGGCUCCGUCAACGAGGUGGCCUUCCACCCGGAGGAACCUAUAGUGCUUUCUGGUGCCAGUGAUAAGCGGCUAUACAUGGGAGAAAUUCAAUAGUGUUUGUGUGUUUUGUGUGUGUGUGUGUGUGUGUGUGUCUGUAUGGGGAUAUGAGCGGGAAUCCUCUUCUGGAAUCGGGUAGCAGACAUUCCAGAGUCUAGUAACAACCUCAGGACAUGGAUUUCAACUUUUUUUAUGUUCAGUCCAACAGCUUGGAUAUGUUUUUGCUUUUACUUUUUAAUAAACUCACUCUUUAAAAGUG